GUUAAAAUCAAUUCCCUCUCCGGCGGAUUCAAGAUUUUCACGAUUGAGUAGAGGUUUUGAGUUCUCUUUCUGAUUGAUUCAUUCUUUCUUUCCCAUGGCGACGAGAAAUCGGACUAGUCUUUUCAGAAAGUACAGAGACACUCUGAAUAGCAACCGUGUUCCGUUAACAUCUUCGACGACGUUCAGGGGCCCGGUGAUCGAAAUGGCCACCACUUCGUUUCUUAAUUCCAAUCGCUCUUAUGCUCCUCUCAGCACAGAGGACCCUGGUCCUUCCGGUACGGAUGCAUUUACAAUAGGCCUACCUCCAGAUUGGGUGGAUGUUUCUGAAGAAGUAGCUGCUAAUAUACAGUAUGUUCGAGUAAAAAUGAAAGAUUUAAUCAAGGUUCAUGCAAAGGCAUUGACUCCCUCCUUUGGAGAUGGGAAAGAAGAUCAAUGCUUGAUAGAGGCCCUUACCCAAGAAAUUACAAACCAUUUGAGAAGGUCAGAGAAGAGAUUACAGAAACUUUCUGCUAGUGGGCCUUCUGAGGAUUCAAAUAUUAGGAAAAAUGUGCAGCAUUCUCUUGCUACGGACCUUCAAAAUCUUUCAGUGGAAUUUCGGAAGAAGCAGUCAACGUAUCUUCAGCGACUACAACAGCAAAAGGAGGGACAAGAUGGGCUUGACUUGGAGAUAAACUUAAAUGAGAGUAAUUCUAGAAUGGAGGGUGACGAGAUGAGUGACCUGGGUUUUAGUGAGAACCAAAUAGCCCAGCUGAAGAAAAGUGAGCAUUUCACUGCUGAGAGGGAGAGGGAGAUCAGACAGGUCUUGGAAUCAGUUAAUGAGCUUGGGAAAAUCAUGAAAGAUCUUUCAGUCCUCGUGAUAGACCAGGGCACAAUUGUUGAUCGGAUAGACUACAACAUUCAAAAUGUUGCUGUCUCUGUGGAGGAAGGUGUCAAAGAGUUACACAAGGCAGAAAGAUCUCAGAGGAAAGGGGGAAUGGUGACAUGCGCUUCAGUGCUUCUUGUCAUGUGCUUCAUCAUGCUGGUUCUCUUGAUCCUUAAGGAGAUAUUCUUGUGAUUUGCUUAUUCCAUUCUCUGAAUUUUUUACCAGCUGGUGUACAUGCGGCGUCAUUUGUAGGUUUAAUUGGGGAGUUUUUUAAGUAAGCCCCAGUUAUAGUCAACUAUAGGAGCAGCAAAUGACCUUCAUACUCUAAUUUAUUACUUGGUGGUGAAGUCUUUGUUACAAGAUAUAGAAGUGUCCAGGAUUCAGGAUCCUCUGAAGCUUAUUAGUAGGAAUGUGUUUGAAUUUAACAAUUUUUUUCAUGUAGGUAUCCACAAAAAAGGAGAAAACCCCCAAAAUCUUCGUGCAGUAUGCAAUAGAAAGAAAGUUGUAAUGCUUCCCAUUUUUUAAUGAAUGAUGAGAAAAGUGUG
Molecule: messenger RNA, 1407 nt
Organism: Ilex paraguariensis (yerba mate)
Lineage: Eukaryota; Viridiplantae; Streptophyta; Magnoliopsida; Aquifoliales; Aquifoliaceae
Source: the annotation of a GenBank genome assembly